Camelina sativa (false flax) is the source of this 1476-nucleotide messenger RNA. NCBI's taxonomy places the organism in Eukaryota, Viridiplantae, Streptophyta, Magnoliopsida, Brassicales, Brassicaceae. The record is from RefSeq and is a predicted model, not a curated record.
GUAGUAAUGUGAUAUCUCAAACAAUUAUCACUAUCCUAUAUAGAGAUGGACUUACAAGAAACGCAAACAAGCAUGAGCUUUUUGCCUCCGGGAAGAGUAUCACUCCGGUCGAUGACUCUCUCCGACGUCGACGACUACAUGGUUUGGGCAACAGACCCUGAAGUGGCACGCUUCUGCACUUGGGAGCCGUGCACGAGCAGAGACGAAGCCAUCAAAUACAUAACCGAUCGUGUCUUGACACACCCUUGGCUCCGAGCCAUCUGCAUAGAAGACGACCGUCCUAUCGGCUACAUCUUGAUCAUGGCGGUGGAUAACAUCAGAAAAGAGAUAGGUUAUGUCCUAGCGAGAAAGUAUUGGGGAAAAGGGUUUGCGACGGAGGCAGUGAGGCUAGUGACGGCGGAGAUAUUUAAAGAAUUUCCAGAGAUUGAGAGGGUUGAGGCACUUGUCGAUGUGGAAAAUGUUGGAUCUCAAAAGGUUCUUGAGAAAGUUGGGUUUACUAGAGAAGGUGUGAUGAGGAAGUUUCUAUAUAUCAAGGGAAGUGUAAGAGACACUGUUAUGUUUAGUUUCUUGCCUACUGAUACUAUGAAGUAAUUGGAUCAACAAAAACAUUAAUAAACAUAUAUAGAAGUGGUUCACAUUCUAUUUAUAUGUUGGAGUUAGUGUAUGACUCAUACCCAAAAUAGCUUCUCAUUAUAUUACUCUUUGGCUUAUUGGAUGAGUGUUACUGUUUUCUGCGAUGGUGUCAAUCUUAUUACUCUUUGACAAUACCUUGAAUUGUUUCUUAACGGGAUCAUACCCAAAAUAGCUUCUCAGACAACUCCUCUACCUCGUCUUCAUUCUAGGUAAAGUUAAAGAUUCUCCGGUGCUAGGGUUACAUAUAACCGACACCAAAGCUGGAUUUUUCCUUCCCUUUAAGAUCCGUUUUUCAGUAAGACAGACGACGCCGUUGCUAGGACCAAUGAGUCCACAGGCGUUGGGGGAAAUGUGCAAGCUGAUUGGUUGCACAAGAGAUCUCAUCAUGACUUUGAUGAGGAGACUGGUGUGAGGAGAAGAAUUAAGACCAACCCUUGGUUUGUGUCGCAAGCAAACAACAGCUGCGGGUGAGCUGAUGUUUUGGUCAAGAACAACUCCGUGAAAUCUGGAAGUCUAAGUAUGGUGGCCCAGAUCUUGAUACGCAAAGACAUAUAUCUAUAGACUUCGAGGGCAACCUCGAGAAUAUCUCGUUAAUGAGAUCUAUUGGGAUCGAAAAAAAGAUUUGUGCAUGCUUUUUUGUUUUGUAUAAUGAAAAUACUCUGAAUGUAAAAGAUGUGGUUACAAAAGGUAUGAUACUAGUUAGACUGUGAUCGAUAGGUAGAGAUGAGUUUAAAAAAGCAAAGAUUAUUAGCUUAUUAGAAGUUAGAACAAUCUUUUGCUCUAGAUCGAGUGCAUGAAACAAUUAUGUAAAGCGUUAAAUAAGAUAAUAAGAUUCAUUAAGUA